Molecule: messenger RNA, 1156 nt
Organism: Telopea speciosissima
Lineage: Eukaryota; Viridiplantae; Streptophyta; Magnoliopsida; Proteales; Proteaceae
Product: glycerol-3-phosphate dehydrogenase [NAD(+)]
Exons: 11
Coding region: 31-1086 (351 amino acids)
Biological process (GO): carbohydrate metabolic process; glycerol-3-phosphate catabolic process
Cellular component (GO): glycerol-3-phosphate dehydrogenase (FAD) complex; cytosol
Molecular function (GO): glycerol-3-phosphate dehydrogenase [NAD(P)+] activity; NAD binding; protein homodimerization activity
Source: RefSeq, a predicted model, not a curated record
GCCAUACAUUCCAAUCUCAUCCAUGAAGAGAUGAAGAAAUCCAAAGUCACAGUUGUCGGCAGCGGCAAUUGGGGUAGCGUCGCUGCAAAACUCAUUGCCUCCAAUACAAUCAAGAUGAGCUCCUUCCAUGAUGAAGUGAGGAUGUGGGUAUUCGAGGAGACCCUACCUACAGGCGAGAAACUCUCAGACGUCAUAAACCGAACAAACGAGAAUGUAAAGUAUCUCCCUGGAAUAAAGCUUGGGAGCAAUGUAGUAGCAGAUCCCGAUCUCGAUCAUGCAGUGAAGGGCGCAAACAUGUUGGUUUUUGUAACCCCGCAUCAAUUCAUACAAGGAAUAUGCAAUGAGCUUGUUGGGAAGAUAAAAGGGGAUGUUGAGGUCAUAUCACUCAUCAAGGGAAUGGAAGUCACGAUGGAAGGCCCACGCAUGGUCAGCACCCAAAUCUCUCAACACCUUGGGAUCAACUGUUGUGUUCUCAUGGGCGCAAACAUAGCUAACGAGAUUGCGAUGGAGAAAUUGAGCGAAGCAACAAUAGGAUACAAGGAGAAUAAAGACAUGGCUAACAGAUGGGUUCAACUGUUCACCACUCCCUACUUCCUGGUCACAGCUGUCCAAGACAUAGAAGGAGUAGAACUAUGUGGGACACUCAAGAAUGUAGUCGCCGUAGCAGCAGGUUUUGUGGAUGGCUUGGAGAUGGGGACCAAUACAAAGGCUGCAAUAAUGAGAAUUGGCCUGAGAGAGAUGAUGACCAUCUCAAAUCUGAUGUUUUCAUCCGUAAGAGAUAGCACCUUCUUUGAGAGCUGUGGGGUAGCUGACCUGAUCACAACAUGCUUAGGAGGAAGAAACAGGAAAGUUGCAGAGGCCUUUGCAAGGAAUGGUGGACAAAGGUCUUUCGAUGAGCUUGAAGCAGAAUUGUUACAAGGGCAGAAGCUACAGGGGGUUUCAACAGCAAGAGAGGUCUACGAGGUUUUAAGCAAUCGCGGAUGGCUAGAGUUAGUCCCGCUUUUCAAAACGGUGCAUGAGAUCUGCAUCGGUCACCUUCCGCCCUCAGCCAUACUUCGAUAUGGUGAAAAAAAAACCAAGCUCUAGCUGGUGGAAAACUCAGAGAAGCAUUACCCACGGUUCACAUGCCUCUUAUACAUAAUUCAAAGGUCAAAUU